AAUCGGAAGCUUUCGGGAAUCGAAAUUCUCAGGCGAUCAGAAUCUCGAUUUUGAUAGACAGCAGGAGCAAUCCGAUGAGCUGUGAAGCUCUUUUGCCGUCAACUCUAAACCACUUUUAUUAUUUUGCCAGGUGUAAGGUCCCCUCACUGAGCUGCUGUGUAGCUCUGUGUUUCAGACAAAGCGACCUGCCAUCACCACAAUGAUGGCAGGUCAACCAAGAGGCUGGUAUCAUCAUCAUCACGUGGACAUUUGAACCUCAUGGCGGGACCCCCGGGGAUCCUGAAUGAACCGUCGACGUCGACGGCUACGGCCUCGUGCCAGACAUCAUCGGUGGCGGUGACGGCGCCAUCAUCUGCUACAUCGUCUCGCGUGACAGCACUUUCGUCCUCACAAUUGUCAACUCUGUCCAGCAGCGAAAGCGGUCGUCGGGUGGGCGGCAGUGGUGGAUCGCAGCAAACCGUCCCGCUUCGUCAAGUUCGUGAACGUUGCAAUCGCAAGGACACUGCAAUGGCCCGCGCCAUCAGCAUUCUCGGUGAUGACGCUGUUCGCAAAAUUCGGGAUGAUUGGCAGUUGAUGGAGACCGACCGGAAUGGAUCUGAAUGGCAACAGUCGGAGAGGAUUGUCCUGCAGAUGCUUCAGCAGGGCUUGUCAGAGAGCGUGAUUCGUGCAAUCAUCCCAGUCGGCGGUUCCAGGAUCCAUCGAUUGCGGAAAGUCCUCGAGAAUGGCAUCGAAACACUGCAUACGCGACGCCCGCCAAAAGUUCCACAUCAUGCCCUUGCUGAUGAUGAUCUCGACGCCAUCAAGGAGAAUGCCUACACGUGGGAGGUCGAGGACGACUUUCCCUGCUCUCAUCGUCGGCCUCGACAGUACUUUGUUGAGCCCAACAUCACCUGGACCAAGCUUUAUCGCCGAUACAAGGCCAAGUUGGAUGCUGUCAAGGGGUGUCGAGUCGUGUCGUAUUCGCGAUGGAUUCAAUACGUUCACAUGUUCUAUCCCGGACUGCGCUUGACGCGCACCACGGAAGACGUCUGCGACUGCUGCGUUCGCCUCGACGUCCGGCUCGCGUGCGAGGAUCUUCCAGCAGAUGAGCGCAAGCGCCUACUGGAGGAGAAGAAUUUGCAUCUCGAUGCGGCCAUCGACCAGCGCCGGACGGUGUCCACUUUCGUCAAGGAGUACGUCAAGCGGCACGCUCCUGAUCAGAACAUCCCCGUCACCAUAAUUCCGGACCACUAUGACGACGCCGAACCCGACAUUGUUGAUUCUGCCUACGAAUCGAGCCCCCUGCCGACGAUUCAGAUUCAGAUUGAGGAAUUUGGCGGUAGCUUCGCCAUGCCACACUAUGGUCACAUGCGGCCGUCCGCCGAUUACUUUGAUUCAAACCUGAUGUUGCAGAAUUUCGUGCUGGCGGAUAUCACGAGCGGUAUCAACAAUGUGAUCUUUUAUGACGAGCGUGCCCAAGGAAAGGAUGCGGACGCAUUGUGUAGUCUUCGCUUCAUGUACCACAUGCGGCUGCUCGCCAAAAACCCGGGCGCGAUGUCCAAGACCCUGGUGGUGAUUCUGGACAACUGCGUUGGCCAGAACAAGUCUCAAGUCAUGUUCAUGUUCUUUGCGCUGCUGUCGCUCUUGUUCUACCGCAAAGUCGUUUUGUUGUACCUCAUGCCGGGGCACUCGCACAACCAAGCCGAUCGAGUUGUUACAUGGUGUCGCAAUUCAAUGAAGGGCAAGAACUUCUACACGCCGUCGGAUAUCGUCGAUACUGUCAACCUGAUCAACAGCGUCGAGGCAACGUUCAUCGAUCAUCAGGAUGCCCAACGCCCUUUUUACACGGGCUGGGAGAGUCUUUUGAAGAAGCACUUCAAGUCGAUGCCGCCCCGAUACACUUCCAACUACUUCUUUGAGUUCGAUGAAGGAGUGCUCAGCAUGAGACACCUGAGUUCGACUCCGGACAACGAGGUCACCUGUGUCCCGCUAAUCGUGCCGGAGAACAUCGAUCUCGUUCGGCGAUCCAUUCUACAGGAUCUUUUUGGCACCAAUGUCAACACGAUCGAGGAGGGGACGUUCGAGUCGAUCCGAUUGCCGACGGCUCCUGUCAGCAGCCUAUCAAACAAGAAGCUGGCCUCACUAUCGAAGAAGUACUUCUCGAUUCCACCCGAACACCUGCCGUACUAUCCGGCUGUCCCGAGCGAGAUCAGCUCGCAGAUCGACGACCAUCCGAUGCCUGAAGGAAGCCCCACUCGCGCGAUGAAACGAAAGCGUUCCGCCGUUGACGCGAUGGUGGAGCCGGCCACUGAGAUCGGUUCGGCAGGCAGGCCGAAAUGAUAGGAGCUCAACCGAAUGGUUGAUAUCAUCAUCAUCGCCACCACCGUGGGAAUGUAGAGCUGCCAAAAUAAUCUAAACCUAGUCUAUUAACAGACUGUCAGGGCAAGUGAUAAUUUAUACUGUGGCAGGAAUAGGAAAUCUGAAACGCUGUGAAGCUCUUUGUUUAGAGAUGUUCCAGUAGGAGGCAAACGGGGUCAGAACGUUACAAGAACAAACAAUGCCAGACAUAAACAACACCGAUAGGAGUACAAAGCAAUAGGAAGGGUAAACACAUCGCUUUAAAUAUAUUUACACAAUUAAAACGACAACGAUUUGUAACGAUGUAAUCGAGGAUUCGAAUCCUCUGUUAAGUUUGAGGGUGGCGAUUACCUCCCACCGAUUCCCAAGAUUUAAUUGAGGCAUCGAUUCUUCUGGAAGUUUCUGUGGCGAUUUCCCCUACAGAUUCAAAGAUGAAAUCGAGGAAUUGUUUCCUCUGCAAAGUUAAGUUUAGCGAUUCCGGACUCUGAACAAUAUUUGUCGAGAUCGAUUGUUCCCGUUAGGUUGGAUUCAAUCGACCGAUUCCGACUUUUAGAUUCUUUCCUGAGAAAUAUCGAAAUCGAUUUUUCGUUUUGGAUUCAAUGGAGCGAAUUCUAUCGAUUCUACUUUAUUUGUAAAAUAAAUCAAUAAUAAUAUAGGAUUAUUACUAUCAGAUAUUCAUAUAGGAUGGUAUAGGAUAUUAAUAUAAAUAUAUAUGAAUAUAGGAUAAUAUUAUUACAGGAUAUUAAUCUCAAUAUAGGAUAUUAAUACCCACUAGAGGAUAUUAAUAUUAUUAUAGGAUAUUAAUAUCAAUUUAGAAUAUUCAUAUUAUCAUAGGAUAUUAAAUGGACUAUCCUUUGUGGUCAGGCCGCGAACUGAAAUGUUUUUUUUAUAACAGCUCAGUGGGGUCUUAACCUGAUAAAGUAAAAUAAAUUAAACUAGUUUCUAGUUUAGUUUCAUCGUCAGUAGCAGUCAGGCAAUUGGCUUGAACCAGAUGGGGGCGCCAUGGUGCCUAUGGAGAUGGUAACCACCUCGCUUUGGAUACAGGAGGUCGUGGGUUCGAUCCUGACCGUGGCCAUAUCUGCUGCUGCUGUGGUGGUCACUGCGUGGAUUUUUCUCUUUCGCGACCAAUAUCAUCCAUAAUAGAGGUUGUUGUAGGGUUAGAUCGUAUAAAUAUCUAUCGUACUCAGAUUGUCAAUGUUGUGGCUUGGCUCUCAAACACACCAGCGUUCUGUACUAGUGACGAAUUGGCAUGUUCUGUUUACGUGACAACCCUUACUAGUUGGCUGUGUCAGGUGGUGGCAGGUUUUAAUGACACAUUUAUAUAUUUACGCGAUGUAACCCAAAAAAGACAUCUAUUAAGGGUAAUGAAGCCGACGCUUAUUUAAAUGUGAAGUUCCUUGGUCCAGUCAGUCUGCCUUCCGACACGCUCUGUUGCUCAACCUCCGUGAAUUUUUAGCGAUUCUCAAGCAUUUUAGAUUCGUUUGAUUUACUUAAUCCUUAGGCGUAAGAAACCUUUUUAAACACUGUCAUUGUACUCGAUACACGACAGGUAGUUGAUUCAAUGUGCUCUUUGUGUUCACCGUCUUAAACAAAAUAAUAACAGCUUCAUAUCGGACCCUUGGUCAGGAACGUAACCCUACAUCGUAUGGUCGUUUCUCUGGGAGAAUGGGUCUCGACUUACGUCGUUUCGACACCGCGUCGACUUUUUACACGCUUUCUUUUAACUCAGUCUGUUGUCAUUGUUGUUGUCGUUGUUGUAUCCUCAAAUCUUGUAACUCAAUUUUAAUCUACUUCCCAAUGUGGUGUCGACUGCAAACUUGGUAUACUUAUGUCAUACUCAUGACAAUACUAUAUUCUAUCAUUAAAAAUAUAUAUUUUUUAAACAUUCUUUUUUAUAUGUUAUGUUUCGGCUUAGGUCUAAUUGUCCACGGUCAACUGACGUUGGCUGUAAUUGGCCACGGUCCCUUACAUUAUGGCAAGCUUUGGGCCACUUCCUGGAAUCAUGGAGUUCUGCCAUUACUAGUACAUUUCAUAAAAGCGUGUUAAAAAAAGUUUUUUUAAUAUAACUUUUUGGAGGUACGUCACCUGACGUAGGACCGAAGACUGCGUGGACAGGAGCAGUCCCCCACUUAUGAACGCAUUCCCUGAGACCCCACCCCCCCCCCCUGCUCGUGAGUAGAGCGGUUCUUAAUUUGGAACACUACAUAUGUGUUGAGGAGCUCCCACGGACGCACUCGGAAACGGAGGUAAGUUAUGGCCUUUCGCCAAGGGUUUAUUACUGGUUAACAAUAACACACAAGGGUACACAACUCCCAGGGGCGAGGGGUCCUACACUGAGUCCUGGUCCCUGCCCGGCUAGCUCUGGUCUCUCUCGUGUCGGAUCAUGGACUCUGCCGACUCCACCGACCGGAGAGAGAAGCACCUCUACGGCUGCUACCACCGGCUUCUCCCCAGACUCACUACUCGAUCCCUCUCUACCCCUGGUUCCCUCUUCACCCUUCUUACUCUACCCGUUCCCACAGUGACCCCGCUUUCGUCACGGGAUCUCCCUUAAGUACUCUAGGAGACGUGACGUCAUCGCACUGAACGGCACACAUGACGUCACGUUCCCAUUUUACUCCUCUACAUAUGUACCGCAUUUAAAUGCGCACACGGUCAGCAUUAGAAAAUGUGUGUACGUACGUACGUUGAACUUCUGUCGCACCGUGCAUAGUCAACCCGUCGCUGAUUGGAGGUGUGAUGGGGAAGGACAACAAACUAAACACAACAACAACCAGCAGUUGUAAAGGAAUUAGACUGUCAAUGUAGAUGAUUUAAAAGUGCACCACAGCUCCCACGGGCUUCCUAAUAUUGAAAGCAGGGGCGGUUUCUUCAUUAGGGCGAUUGGGCGACGCACCACCAAUGUCAUUGAACCACAGAGUCACUGCAGCCUCUGGAUAUAGUCCAAUCAGCGUCAUGUCACGUUCUGUGGAGUACCGCCUCUUUUUGGGCGAUUUCACUCCGGCUGAGAAUCGCCCCGAGUGGCCCCAUAGACUUACAUUCAAAGAUGUUUUUUUUUCGACCGGGGGGCACUCCAAUGCAUUCUCUAUGGCUUCCGGGAGGGCUCGCCCUAACGUGCUUACGUCAUCAUACGUGCUUACGUCAUCAUACGUAAGCACGUUUCAUCCAACAAUAUAAUUUGUGGCCACCUAGUGGAAUCUUUAAUAAAAUAAACUUGAGUGGUUUGUUUUAAUAGUGAGUAUAGAAACAAACAAGAUGUAUUGUAAGAGUCACUUUAUUUUUCAUUAAUAUUAAAGAAGUGAAGUUGCCUUUACAUGCUUAAGCUGUUAAUUUAUCCAUUGCAUGGGUGGACCUUAUCCUUAUCAAUCAUCCAGACAUUUUCCCCCCCUGAGAGAUUUUGCAGGAGCCGCCACUGAUUGAAAGGGAAGCGCGUUCCAGACGGCCGCAGAAGCACUGCACAUUUGAAAGCGACGUGCCAGCCAGAAGCCACUGCUGCUACUGCCGUGAGGAUGACGACCGGAGUUUGAGCGAUGAUGGUUUAACGCUACCUUGACGAGAUCAUCGGCGGGGUCGUUGCGGAUCAUUUGGUCGCGGACGACUUUGUGUGUGUAAUGAGCGCGACCCCGAUAACAAAUCUGCUGCUGCUGUAUUUGUCUGGCAAGCGGGAGCCAAUGCAGAUCGGUUAGCACGGGAUGCACACGGUUCGGAUCUUGCGGUACCCCGUCAUGACCACGUGCCAAAUAAUUUUGUACACACACAACCUGCAGGUUGGAAAUGUGUUUUUUUUUUCCCCAGACGUCCCGUAGAGUAGUGAGUUGCAAUAAACGAGCCUUGACGAUGUAGCAACUGCACGGCAUGCCACCACUGAGUUGGCUGUCCGCUGCUAGGGUGAGCAGAGUGUGAGCGAUGAUGGUUUAAACGCUCCUUGACGAGAUGAUCGGCGGAGUAGUUGCGGUUCAUUUGGUGGCGAGCGACUUUGUGUGUGUGUAAUGAGCGCGACCCCGAUAACAAGGCUGCUGCUGUAUUCGUCUGGCAAGCGGAAGGCAAUGCAGCUCUGUGAGCAAUGGACAGACCACGGUUCGGUCUUGCCAUUGUUCAACUUACGACUAAGAAGACAUUGCACAUUUGCAUGUAACACUGUAAUAA
Molecule: messenger RNA, 6483 nt
Organism: Lethenteron reissneri (Far Eastern brook lamprey)
Lineage: Eukaryota; Metazoa; Chordata; Hyperoartia; Petromyzontiformes; Petromyzontidae
Source: RefSeq, a predicted model, not a curated record